This is a messenger RNA of Xiphias gladius (swordfish), 1635 nucleotides long. It is a transcript of the gene grpel1, whose product is annotated as GrpE-like 1, mitochondrial. Gene Ontology annotation, molecular function: adenyl-nucleotide exchange factor activity; protein homodimerization activity; protein-folding chaperone binding. The transcript is spliced from 4 exons. Lineage: Eukaryota; Metazoa; Chordata; Actinopteri; Istiophoriformes; Xiphiidae. The coding region runs from base 87 to 728 and encodes 213 amino acids. The record is from RefSeq and is a predicted model, not a curated record. Gene Ontology annotation, biological process: protein folding; protein import into mitochondrial matrix. Gene Ontology annotation, cellular component: PAM complex, Tim23 associated import motor.
GUUCAAAUCGCACGGUGCUUCCUCCGAGCUUGUGCGUCCCGUCAGCGUGCGUUACAAGGAGGUUUACUUGCAUAGUUAUUAGGAAAAUGGCGAGCUGGUGUGUCCGAGCGGUGAGACAGAGCUACUCACUAGUAGCUUCGCCUGCGCUAAUACGAGCCUCUCCACGACUGUUAUGUACAGCCACCCAGCAGAAGAAUGGCCACAGGUCUGAGGAGGAGGCUGAGAAGCCAGAGCAGAAUGCAGCAGAGAAAGUCCUGAUGGAGAAGACCCAGCUGGAGGAGCAGCUCAAGGACAUGACAGAAAAGUACAAGCGUGCCUUAGCUGACACAGAGAACCUCAGGACCCGGAGUCAGAAGAUGAUAGAGGAUUCUAAAUUAUACGGGAUCCAGGGCUUCUGUAAGGACCUGCUGGAGGUGGCCGACAUCUUGGAGAAGGCCACAGAGAGCGUGCCCAAGGAGGAGGUGACGAGCCAGAACCCUCACCUGAAGAACCUGUACGACGGCCUGGUGAUGACCGAGGUCCAAAUCCAGAAGGUGUUCACCAAGCAUGGCCUGGUCAAGCUCAACCCUGACGGCCAGAAGUUCGACCCCUACGAGCAUGAGGCCCUUUUCCACGCCCCUGUGGAGGGCAAGGAGCCUGGCACCGUCGCCAUAGUAACCAAAGUGGGCUACAAGCUUCACGGUCGCACCCUCAGGCCAGCGUUGGUGGGUGUGGCUAAAGCCCCCUAGAAAGGAUGAUGAAACUGUGACAAAGUGGGAUUUGUUUUGUUGCCUGGGUGAUGGAUGACCCCAGGUACAGUAGACUGGUCAAGGCACCCUGCCACCCUUUUCCCAUCAGCCUGUCGUCGCACUACCCCUCCACCCCAAGGUGCCUCAAGGAGACAGGAACUCAGCUGAAAUGAACUUUGUAUCUGGACAAUAUUCAUCUGUUUUUAAGAAACACAUCACACUUCGUCUGGCACAGGACAGUCUUUACAGUAAAAUUUCAGUUUGUCAUCAGUCGUUUCAGACAGUUAUUGUCAGUGAUUGUAAAAAAUGCACCAGGUCAACGGCAGAGGUUUUCAUGUCUCUUUCCACUACUAUAAAUCUUAACUGGAAGAGAAGCAGUUGAAAUAUUUCUCACUGACUUAAAGAAAAAAAAAAAGCUUAACAAAUGAUUAUAACCCCAUCUAAUUUCAAGACUUUUUUUUGGGUGAGAGAGAGUGUAAAAUCCAUCCACAAAGUGAGUGCUGAUUCUGAACUGCUGGUAUCAUUCCGGACUUUUGUUUAAAGCCCUAAUUAUCUUGAACUUGACUCUGUAGUUGUCUUUUCUUGUUUGUGAGUAUUAAAUUCAAGGCGUUAAUAAAGCGAGGAGCAGUACAUGAGGAUCUUAAGAAAGGUUGAGAUUUUAUUUUGUACUGAGGUGCGCUUUCCAAAGCCUUUAUAGUAAAGACAUCUUUCUCCAGUUCAUUUGGAUGUGAUCAGGCUCUGGUAAGCCAGCCUCAGUCAAAGUAAUAUCCCUGUGCCACAGUUUGGAUCGGUAGAGUUUGACAGUGAUGUAACAGCUUUAUCUGUGAACUAUUGGAAUAAUUAUAUACUAUAUAUGGACCUUUGUCCAAACUGUCACAGCAUCAGAAUAAACUCAUCAACUUUGAAA